Debaryomyces hansenii CBS767 is the source of this 339-nucleotide messenger RNA. Its product is annotated as DNA-directed RNA polymerase II core subunit. Gene Ontology annotation, biological process: transcription initiation at RNA polymerase II promoter; transcription-coupled nucleotide-excision repair; maintenance of transcriptional fidelity during transcription elongation by RNA polymerase II. Bases 1 to 339 code for a protein of 112 amino acids. NCBI's taxonomy places the organism in Eukaryota, Fungi, Ascomycota, Pichiomycetes, Serinales, Debaryomycetaceae. Gene Ontology annotation, cellular component: RNA polymerase II, core complex. The record is from RefSeq and is a predicted model, not a curated record. The transcript has a single exon. Gene Ontology annotation, molecular function: zinc ion binding; nucleic acid binding; DNA-directed RNA polymerase activity.
AUGGCUUCAUUCAGAUUUUGCGCCGAGUGCAAUAAUAUGUUGUAUCCAAAAGAGGAUAAAGAUAAUGCUAGACUUUUGUAUUCCUGCCGUAAUUGUGAUUAUACAGAGUUGGCCGAGAAUCCUAAGGUGUACAGACAUGAAUUGAUAACAAACAUCGGGGAAACGGCUGGUGUUGUGCAAGAUAUUGGUAGCGAUCCAACUUUACCUAGAUCUUCUAAGGAAUGCCCAGAUUGUGGUAAUAAGGACAGUGUUUUUUUCCAAUCUCAACAGAGAAGGAAAGAUACGUCGAUGAUUUUGUUCUAUGUUUGUUUGGAGUGUAAGAAGGUAUUCAGAGCGUGA